CUACAACGCGCUAAGGUACACUCCAGACCAGCUCAACCAUGCGGCCAUGAAAACAUUGGACGUCUUGUGAUAGCGGCCGUGGAAGUACUUAUCACGCGCCUAUUGACAGAAAGUUGUCUCCGCUUCCUCGGGAUGCCUGAGUGCUAUCUGCUCUACUCCGGUUUUUAGCUUGUCGGCGUUGAUCGUCUCCACCCCGAAACCCUGUUCCGAACUGCGGCGCACGUCAUGAUCUAGCAGCCCAGCCUGUUCCACAGUCCUCCACGUACACACCACAACAACACCAGCAUCGACGAUAGUGAAACAACUUGAGGCCCCUAGAAAAACUAGAAGCCAUGAGAGAGACGAACCUUCAUAGGGCUCGUAUUAUUUCGAGCAUCGCCGCGACGGCGAUAUCGCUAGCAUGCGGUACCAACUAUGUCUACAGCGCGUGGGCGCCACAAUUCGCCGACAAGCUCCGUCUUUCGACGACGCAGAGCGAGCUCAUUGGCGUAGCUGGUAACUUGGGCAUGUACACGAUGGGCGUCCCGAUCGGUUGGGUCAUCGACCGCAACGGUUCACGGCCAGCAGUAUUACUAGGUUCCACUCUGCUUGGUAUCGGCUACUUUGGCCUCAAAGUCGCUUUUGACCAGGGUGACGGAUACGUACCGUUGUUGUUCAUUCUCAGCUACCUAACAGGUUUUGGUGGCUGCAUGGCGUUUGCUGCUUCCGUGAAGACAUCGGCUCUCAACUGGCCUCACCAUCGCGGUACAGCUACUUCGUUUCCAUUGGCUGCCUUUGGUCUGAGCGCCUUCUUCUUCUCAAUGUUUGGAGAGAUUGCGUUCCCGGGGGACACGAGCGCCUUCCUGCUUGUCCUAGCGGUGGGGACCAUCGGUCUGACCUUUGUGGGAUUCUUCUUCUUGAAAGUGUGGCCACAUCCGCAUGCGGAGCAUCAUCGCCACAACCAUGCGGGUGAUAGCGACGGCGAAUUCGGUACCCCGUAUCAAAGUGUCCCCGGUGUGUUACUGACCGACUCUACGGAGCUGAGGCGGACAACCCCUGCUUCUUCUCGCGAUCGUUUUGUUGCCAAAACUUCUAGUGCCCAUACUGAUGAAGAAAUAGGCUCAAACAGUAGCGAACAGAACCAUGUAGUGGUCGCAGAUGGAGAAGGCAAUGUUAAUAAUAACUUGGUAACGCACCCAAAGAAUUUGGAUACGGACGGUCCUCAACGAGUCGAUGAGGAAGCCGCCGAUGAGACUUCGUCUUUGAUGUCCCGCCCGUCGACUGCUUCUUCAUUGCCUGGAGAGGUGCUUGUUCAGGCUAUAGACCUCGACCGCUCUCAUCGAGUUGAUAUUCGCGGUUGGACCUUGCUGAAGAACACAGAGUUCUGGCAACUUUUCUCAAUCAUGGGUAUAUUGGCCGGAAUCGGACUUAUGACAAUCAACAACAUUGGACACAACACAAAUGCCCUAUGGAAGCACUACGACGAGUCCGUAAGCGAGGAGUUUCUGAUUGGCAAGCAGCAGAUGCAUGUCUCAAUCCUCUCCGUUGGUAGCUUCUCAGGAAGGUUAUUGAGUGGGGUCGGAUCGGACUACCUCGUCAAGAACCUAAAAGCCAGCAGAGUCUGGUGUCUGGUUAUCUCAGCCCUUGUCUUUUGCGCGGCUCAGAUUUGUGCUUUGACCAUCACAAACCCCCACUUCCUUUUAUUCAUAUCAUCGCUCUCGGGGCUGGGAUACGGAUAUGCCUUUGGGGUAUUCCCUUCGAUCGUAGCCGAGUCGUUCGGGAUCCACGGUUUGUCGCAGAAUUGGGGUUUCAUGACUUUCAGUCCGGUCCUGUCGGGAUGGAUAUUCAACUUUUUCUACGGCCAAGCGUUCGAUGCACACAGUGUCGUCGGUCCAGGAGGCGAGAGGACCUGCCUGGAAGGAAUCGAAUGCUACCGUCCUGCGUACUUUUUCACAUUGGGGGCAUGUGGGCUAGGCCUACUGGUUUCAUUGUUCGUGAUCAGGCACCAGAGACUGCAGAAGCUGCGAGAGGCGGCACGUGGGCUAGGAGGUGAGUAGGGGAAUGGGUACAUUCGAGGCCAGCUUUUGAAAUGACACAAGAGACCACUUUUAUCUUGUAAACUAGCAUUGGCAGGGAGUUUUUGGAGACGCAUUUGUUUGUGUGCAACUUGGACACAUUAUUUGUAGUGCAUGGCAUUUAGAACAUCAGCAUAGAGCGAGCAAAUAAACAAGAGUACGGCCAACCUCUUCUCCGGUUCUGAAAUGAUGGCAUACCGAUACCCGUCGUUUUGAUUUUCAAGAUGGGGCCGUAUGUACGGCUACAUUAAAUCAUGAGUCAACAAACCUGACACGGAAAAAGAGAGAUAAAUAAUGCCGAGCUCGGUAAAUAUGUGACCUUGCAAAAUUUUCGCAACUUAGCUGUCCUGCGUAGGAUUCGUAUACCGAACCCGAUUCGCAUCGUACCGGGGACUCGCUUCGGUUUAGGAUGGAUUAGUCUCUUGGCUCUCUUGAGUAAUGCUAGAAGUAGAUAGUAGUAUUAUGGUAGACUUGUUUAUUGACUUUUGUUUUUUCGACGCCAAUACUGGGGACCUCAUCAGCCGAGAGACGCCGACUCCUUC
This is a messenger RNA of Pyricularia grisea, 2596 nucleotides long. RefSeq lists its product as uncharacterized. The record is from RefSeq and is a predicted model, not a curated record. Bases 333 to 2036 code for a protein of 567 amino acids. The transcript is spliced from 4 exons. Lineage: Eukaryota; Fungi; Ascomycota; Sordariomycetes; Magnaporthales; Pyriculariaceae. Gene Ontology annotation, biological process: transmembrane transport. Gene Ontology annotation, molecular function: transmembrane transporter activity. Gene Ontology annotation, cellular component: membrane.